Molecule: messenger RNA, 624 nt
Organism: Erythranthe guttata (spotted monkey flower)
Lineage: Eukaryota; Viridiplantae; Streptophyta; Magnoliopsida; Lamiales; Phrymaceae
Source: RefSeq, a predicted model, not a curated record
UUCCCCAAAAAAAAUAAAUAAUUGAUACCAUUUUCACAUGGGGUGCUUUAAAUAAGUAGGUCCUCCGUCAACCUCAACUUUCCACUCUGCAUCCAAUAUUCAUCGUACACGUAGGUACCUGCUUACCCAAAAACGACACCGUUUCGAACCUUCGUCCAAAUCAAACCUCUAUAUCAACUCCACAGCUCAAUCACUCUCUCUCUCUAUCUCUCAUUCUCUCUCUCUACCUCGUUCGCUUCACCUACUUUAGAUCCACUCCUUUUAAUUUCAUCCCAUUUCCAUAACCCCACUGUUCGAUUCUUCUUCUCAAGCUCAAUUUUGAACAAUUUUACAGAAUUUUUUUUUUAAAAAACAUGUAAUUCCGCGCUUAAUUCUCAACUCCGUGAUGAAUUGAGGUAAAAUUGAAGAUGGGUGGUGAUUGGUUUGAGCCGAUGGGGAGAAGGGUUCAGAGAAGGGUGUGGCUAGGGUUUCAAAUGUCAAUGGGAUUACUGGUGGGUGGAAACCACACCUCCUCCAGGUUUUGCACUCGCUAAACUGUGUGUUUUUCUACAGUUAGUCUUAGUUGGCUUUCUAUUUAAAAAUCUCUUUUUUUUAACUACUGAAAUAAUCUUAUUCUGUGAGCUU